GCCUUGACGAUCUCUAGCAUCUUAUUAUUCUCUCUAUUGCGUGUGCUUCUUCUUCUUUGUGGCUUAUUCGACCGUUCAUGGAGACGAGCAAUGCCGUAACCCCCGUCAAUCACCUUUGUCCAAAUCUGUUGCACCUCUUCACCGCGGGAGACGUCACCGCCGAUCCACACCACCACCGUGUCGGAUCAACACGGCCUUCAACUGUGACUCGUCGGAGACGCCUCCCAUGUCACAGGAGUCCGAGAUCCACCGUUGCCAGGCAGUGUCGUGGUGGUUCCCUCCUUGAUUCUUGUGCUACAAGCUUCGUAAUCAUCUCGUUAUCAACCGCUUUGUGGUUUUGGUUGGAAGCAAUUAUGAUCUUUCGUCUCUAUUAUGUCCAAGACUUGUCAAGUAUGUUUUGUUCCAGAGUAUUUCAUGAUCCACUUUGGAACACUGCGAAGGUGAGCUUGUCGAGUGUUGGAUAUCUGGACGGUUUGGUGUCUUGGGAUCAUUGUAUUUUAUUUCAGUUUUAAUUAACUUUUCGAUUUAAAGUACUUGGUU
Brassica oleracea var. oleracea is the source of this 540-nucleotide messenger RNA. RefSeq lists its product as uncharacterized. NCBI's taxonomy places the organism in Eukaryota, Viridiplantae, Streptophyta, Magnoliopsida, Brassicales, Brassicaceae. The transcript is spliced from 3 exons. The record is from RefSeq and is a predicted model, not a curated record. Bases 78 to 512 code for a protein of 144 amino acids.